GCUCAAUUCAAACCAAAAUAUACAUUCAAAUUAGUGAAGAAGAAGAAGAUGGGAGCUGGAGUUUCAACUGGUUAUGAGACUUCACCUGCAGGAACUUAUGGAUCAGCGACGAGGAAAGGCCAUGUGGUUGCUUUCCAUUCAUCGAAGACCUGGAAAAUCCACUUUGAAGCCUCUAAACAGACCCCGAAACUGCUCGUUGUCAACUUCACAGCAGCGUGGUGCGGGCCCUGCCAGUAUAUUCAACCUGCAGUGGAUGGAUUUGCAGAAAUAUACAGAGAUGUGGACUUCGUCAAGAUUGAUGUUGAUGAGUUGGAUGAUGUGGCACAGGAAUUCGAGGUUCAGACAAUGCCGACUUUCGUGCUGAUGAAGAGAGGGAGAGAGGUCGACAAGGUUGUCGGAGCCAAGAAGGAAGACCUGAGGAAGAAGAUUGACAACCAUAGAAUCUAAACACACGAAUGGUUGAGACAGUGCAAUCCAUAUGUUUCUAGUGAUGAGUUGGGCCAAACAAAUAGUCAAAGGAAACAAUUCUCUGUGUUAAAAAAUGAACAAACAAGAUUCCACCAAAGAAACAACCAAGAAAUCAAGAUAUAUAACUUGAAACAAAAUUACAAAGAAA
This is a messenger RNA of Salvia splendens (bonfire salvia), 616 nucleotides long. RefSeq names its product thioredoxin H2. Bases 49 to 447 code for a protein of 132 amino acids. The record is from RefSeq and is a predicted model, not a curated record. Lineage: Eukaryota; Viridiplantae; Streptophyta; Magnoliopsida; Lamiales; Lamiaceae. The transcript is spliced from 3 exons.